CCCGGGCGGCGGCAGCUCCAAGAUGGCGCAGGCGAUCUUCGAGGCCCUGGAGGGAAUGGACAAUCAAACAGUUCUGGCUGUCCAGUCCUUAUUAGAUGGCCAAGGAGCAGUCCCUGACCCCACAGGACAAAGCGUAAACGUGCCGCCUGCCAUCCAGCCAUUGGAUGACGAGGAUGUCUUUCUCUGCGGGAAGUGUAAGAAGCAGUUCAACUCACUGCCGGCCUUCAUGACCCACAAGCGUGAGCAGUGCCAGGCAAAUGCCCCUACCCUGGCCACGGUCUCGCUGGCUACCAACAGCAUCUAUACACCGUCAGCAGCACCUGCUGCCGUCCAGCAGGCCCCGCCUCCUGCCAACCGCCAGAUCUCCACGUACAUCACAGUGCCCCCAUCCCCACUGAUCCAGACCCUGGUGCAAGGGAACAUCUUGGUGAGCGACGAUGUGCUUAUGUCUGCCAUGUCUGCCUUCACAUCCCUGGACCAGCCAAUGCCUCCAGGGCCCCCACCUGUGCAGAACAGCUUGAACAUGCAUCCUGUGCCCAAUUACCUCACCCAGCCUCCACCUCCUCCUCCACCCCCUCCACCCCUCCCUCCACCCUCCCAGCCUCCCCCUCCUCCACCCCAGACUCUGGGCCCUUCUGGGCGUUCCAACCCUGUUGGGAACAGUGUGGUGGAGGUGUACAAUGCCGCUGCUCCCAUGGCUGGGAACGGAACAGUGGAGAUCCAGGCUCUGGGGAUGCAGCCGUACCCGCCCCUGGAGGUACCAAGCCAGUGUGUGGAGGCUCCAGUGUACCCCACUCCCCCGGUGUACAGCCCUGGCAAGCAGGAAUUCAAACCCAAAGGACCCAGUUCCACUGCCCCCAUGACCAGUGCAACUGGGAGCACGGUGGCCACCUUUGACUCCCCACCAACACUGAAGACCAGACGUGUUAAAGGUGCCGGUGGACUCCCAGAAGCUGCAGGGAAGCCAAAAGCCCAGAAACUCAAGUGCUCCUACUGUGACAAGUCAUUCACCAAGAACUUUGAUCUUCAGCAGCACAUCCGAAGCCACACAGGGGAGAAGCCCUUUCAGUGCAUCGCGUGUGGCCGUGCCUUUGCCCAGAAGUCUAACGUCAAGAAGCACAUGCAGACUCAUAAGGUGUGGCCUCCAGGGCGAAGUGGCGGCACAGUCUCCCGAAACUCUGUGACAGUGCAAGUCAUGGCUUUGAACCCCAACAGGCAAGAAGAGGAAGACACGGGGUUGGGUCAGUCCCUGUCCAACACUGCGCAGCCCCAGGCCUUGCCCACGGCAGGUGAGGAUGAAGGUGACAAGCCAGAGGCCAAGCAGGUGGUCCUCAUCGACAGCUCCUACCUGUGUCAGUUCUGCCCCAGCAAGUUCAGCACCUACUUCCAGCUCAAGUCCCACAUGAUCCAGCACAAGAAGGAACAGGUGUACAAGUGCGUGGUCAAAAGCUGUGCCCAGAUGUUCCCCAAGCUGGACACCUUUCUGGAGCACAUCAGAAGCCACCAGGAGGAGCUGAGCUACCGCUGCCAUCUCUGUAGCAAGGACUUCCCCUCACUGUAUGACCUGGGCGUACACCAGUACUCCCACAGCCUCCUGCCGCAGCACAGCCCCAAGAAGGACAGCACCGUCUACAAGUGUGUCAAGUGUGUCAACAAAUACUCCACUCCCGAAGCCUUGGAGCACCACGUGCAGACGGCCACUCAUAGCUUCCCCUGCCCGCACUGCCAGAAGGUCUUCCCCUGUGAACGCUACCUGCGGCGUCACUUACCCACCCACGGCAGUGGUGGCCGAUUCAGGUGCCAGAUCUGUAAGAAGUUCUUCCGGAAGGAGCACUACCUCAAGCUGCACGCCCAUAUCCACUCAGGUGAGAAGCCCUACAAAUGUUCAGUGUGUGAGUCUGCCUUCAACCGCAAAGACAAGCUGAAGAGACACAUGCUGAUCCAUGAGCCCUUCAAGAAGUACAAAUGCCCCUUCUCGAUGCACACGGGCUGCAGUAAGGAGUUCAACCGGCAGGACAAGCUGAAAGCCCACAUCCUCUCCCACGCUGGCCUGAAGCUCCACAAGUGUGGGCUGUGCAGCAAGUCCUUCAGCCGCCGAGCCCACCUGGCAGAGCACCAACGCGCCCACACGGGCAACUACAAGUUCCGCUGCGCGGGCUGCGCCAAGGGCUUCUCACGACACAAAUACCUCAAAGAUCACCGCUGCCGCCUGGGCCCCACCAAGGACAAGGACCUGCAAGCCCGGCGGCCUCCACGGAGGAGGGCAACGGCGCGUGGUGGCGGCAGCAUCGCCAGCAUGCACAAGGAGGAGAACCCCAUGCCGGACCCGCUGGGGCUGGAGGAGCUGAAGGCCGCAGGGCCCUCUCCUGAAGCUGCCCCUGGCAAGCCACCCUUCGAGCAGGAUGCUGUGUUGUCCAUUGUGGUGGGCGGGGACCCGGAGCUGGUGGUGCCUGGGCACACGGAGGGUCUGGGCUCCAACCUGGCACUUGCCGAGCUGCAGGCUGGCACCGAGGGAGGGUGUGCCAUGCUCGCCGUCCCAGUCUACAUCCAAGCCUCGGAGUAACCAGGCUGGACUACCUGGUGGUGUGUGUGUUGGGGGCGGGGAGGGUGCACUGGCACAAUCCCUUUUGGAAGUUACUGUAUCAACCUUGCCCAGUUACUGUCCUCCCGUGCCCCGAGAUUAUGUGGGGAAACCUGCAGCACUCCCAGGGUCGGAGGCAGGCACUGUAGCUCUGGGGCAUAGCAGUGGUAAGAGAGAUGGCCAGAACAUGAAGUGCCCAGCUGAUGGAGGCUGGUACUUGGGCAUCCUCUAAGACACGGUAGGGUGAUCCCACCCAGGUAACCUGGUAACCAUCCAGGUUGUGCUGCUCUUUAGGAUGCUGGCUGGAUGUGGCUGGAGUCCUUAUGUGUUAAACACUUCUUGAUGAGGGAUUCCUCAGACGACUGUAUGAGGUGAGUAUAUAAGAGGCACUUAGCCUGGGGCAUAGACUGUAGCUGCCAGCCAGCCCUUGCUUCAGAUUCACCAGUGUGACCUGAGCAAGCGAGUCACCUCUUUCUACUCCAUGUUCCUCACCUGUACAACAGGACUUCGUAUAGCACUACCUCCUAGAGUGUCCCGAGGACAUAGUAUACUAAAAUGUGCAAAGGACUGGGCACAGUACCCAUGGCCUGGCAAGUGCUCAAUAAAUCUCAAUAAAUGUUUUUACCAACCAUAUGGGUCCAAACCA
This is a messenger RNA of Mus pahari (shrew mouse), 3227 nucleotides long. It is a transcript of the gene Znf341, whose product is annotated as zinc finger protein 341. The coding region runs from base 23 to 2563 and encodes 846 amino acids. Lineage: Eukaryota; Metazoa; Chordata; Mammalia; Rodentia; Muridae. The record is from RefSeq and is a predicted model, not a curated record. The transcript has 15 exons.